AUGGCGGUGUGUGUUGUGCAAGCCAGUGGCGCGCUCGCUGACGGUGCCUGUGCUUUGCCGUGUUUCAGAUCCCGCGGCCGCCCCGCGCCUUCCGCCCGCUUCUGCCUGCCAGUCAGCCAGCCAGCCGAACAGCCAGCCACUGCCGGGCCGCCUUGCCGGACAGUCGGAUCGGUGACGUGGUGUGAAUGGGAUAACGGGGCCGUGGGUCUGGCAGUGUGUGUCGGGCCGCCGGCGCCGCUCCACUUUCGCGGGCCCGGGGAAGAUGGCAUGCGGACCGGGCAGCGCGCAGAGAGGCCGGUGAAGAGGACCAAUGAUGAUGCGCAUCAGGAUGAUGGCGGCACAGCCGGGAUGAGAGCAGGGCAUUAG
Molecule: messenger RNA, 366 nt
Organism: Gryllus bimaculatus (two-spotted cricket)
Lineage: Eukaryota; Metazoa; Arthropoda; Insecta; Orthoptera; Gryllidae
Source: the annotation of a GenBank genome assembly